Gasterosteus aculeatus aculeatus (three-spined stickleback) is the source of this 8498-nucleotide messenger RNA. Lineage: Eukaryota; Metazoa; Chordata; Actinopteri; Perciformes; Gasterosteidae. The record is from RefSeq and is a predicted model, not a curated record.
CAAAUUAAACAGGAGAGUGAAUGAAUUAUCUACUCAUGUAUAUAUUUCUUUCUGAUGAAGACUUGCAAAACAACAUUCUGAAAAAAGUUGUCGACACACACACAGAAAACAGUGUGCAGAUGGAUGAACGAGUGUGAUUAUAGCCAGCGAGGAGCAAGGUGCACGGAAGCAAAGGAUCCUGGGAAAGAGGAAGGGGGCGGCUGCAAGGAGGGAAGGGGUGGCCGCAGACGCAGCUGGUUCCUGACAGCGGAAGCCCAGACGAAGGCCCGGGUCCUGUUGGCUGCCAUCGCUGCAGCUACCUCUGCCGCUCGGGCUCCCCAGGGGCUGCAACCAGCAGAAACGCGCACAAACUGUAACAUGCCAAUACACACUUCUUCUUUGAGCUGCAGUGGCAGGCCGGGGCGGGAGGAGGGCUCAGAUGAGAGCACAGCCCCUCAGCCAGAAGCCAUCAGAGAAGCUGACCUGCCACUGACACACACACACACACCCUGCCGAAAGGGAACAAAGAAAGACCGAGAACGUACUAGAUGAACGGGAAACAAGGCAGAGAGGUUCAUGCACACACAAGAACACGUGCGAGCAAAGAAAAAGCACCAGAGGGAUCCAGGAAUAACUACACGGAUCACAGUCUUUGAUUAAGAGGUGAAAGGAGGAAGAGGAAGCAGCCACUGUCUGUUUCUUGUUUUUCUCUGUUUGGAGCUUUAACAACUGCUGCGUCCUUGUCUCUGAGUGGCACAAUGAUCCACAAGGACCUCAAUGGCCAACUGGCUGGAUAUUAUGAGAAACAGAGUGCACAGCCUCAAGGACGUACGGAGAAGAAGGUCAAGCGAGAAAGCCGUGCAGCAUUUUUGAGCUCAUAACAUUCCUUGCGUUCGUUGUCUCUGCCACACUUGGACAGAGUGCGUCAUAAUAACCGCGUUGGCCCUCACCCGGUAAAGACAUUAGACGGUCGGGAUCUACGCCGCGGCGGUGCGAAGAUCCGAACAAUGUCGGCCAAAGUUCAUUCGAAGCGCAAGAAGAAGAUGGACCUGAGAGCCGGGGCUCCCUCUGCUCCAGCGUUCGCUCCACUGGUCCCCACAGUCACACUGAUCAGCCACAGAGAGCCGAGGGAUAAACACGCUGCCGACAGACUCCAGGCUGGAAGCCUGGAUCUAAACCAGGCGACCAGCAGCUACUACAGAUGCAGCGAAGGUAGCAGAGUGCAGAAGGUUGGAACAAUGCCAGAUUCACCUGCGGAUGUGAAAACCCAGCCCAGGUCCACCCCUCCCACCAUGCCUCCUCCACCCCCGGCUGUCAGCCAAGCAACCAAUCGCAAUGCUUCAUUCACACCGGCUACCAGUAAAUCAAUGCUGAACGGGAGCAGCCACUCUCCUACAUCGCUCAACGGUGCCCCGUCCACUCCCAAUGGCUUCAGCAACGGGCCGGCAAUGUCGUCGACGGCCUCGCUUUCCAACCAGCAGCUCCCGCCAGCUUGUGGUGCGCGUCAACUGUGCAAACUGAAGCGCUUCCUGACCACGCUGCAGCAGUUUGGCAACGACAUAUCGCCAGAGAUCGGGGAGAGAGUGCGCAGCCUUGUGCUGGGACUGGUGAAUUCCACUCUCACCAUUGAAGAGUUUCACUCCAAACUCCACGAGGCCACCAACUUCCCGCUGAGGCCGUUCGUCAUUCCCUUCCUCAAGGCGAACCUGCCGCUGCUGCAGAGAGAGUUGCUGCACUGCGCCCGGUUGGCAAAGCAGACUCCAGCUCAGUACCUGGCCCAACACGAGCAGCUCCUCCUGGACGCCAAUGCCAGUUCGCCCCUGGACUCCUCUGAGAUCAUGCUGGAGAUGAAUGAUCACGGCAAGAGAAGGACACCUGACAGGACCAAAGACAGCUCAGAGCACCCGGAUCACAUGGCCAAGAGGCCGUGCACCAUCAGCCCCAGUCAACGCUUCAGUCCCAGCACGGGCCUCCCUGCUCACCCGCCACCCAACGGCCUCCCCACACACCCUCCCAACGGCCUGCCCCACCCACCCAACCCCCAAGUGGGACCUCAACACUAUCGCUUAGAAGACAUGGCCCUGGCCCACCAAUACAGAGACGCUUACAGGCACAAUGAACAACGCGACGCCAGGGACAGGCUGCGGCAGACAGUACAUGGAGCGCGCCAGGAGGAGGUGAUCGACCAUCGCCUUACAGACCGAGAGUGGGCAGAGGAAUGGAAGCACCUAGAUAAUCUCCUCAACUGCAUCAUGGACAUGGUGGAGAAGACGCGCCGCUCUCUGACGGUGCUGCGCCGCUGCCAGGAGGCCGACAGGGAGGAGAUGAAUCACUGGAUUCGCCGCUACAGCGACGUAGAGGAGAUGAAAAAAGGUGGGAGCAACGGACAGCACUGCCUUCCUCCUCCUCUUCCUCCUCCUACUCCUCACCACAACUCCUCCUCCAACACAGCUAGCAGCAGCGAGUCACUGCCCAUAGGAACUUCCUCGGCUGCCGAAAGGCAGACAGGCAGACAGCCAGAGAUCCACAGAGACUUCCUACACAGGCCUCCCUCAGGAUAUCUGCCAGAAGAAAUCUGGAGAAAAGCUGGUACUACGAGCAUCCCGCUCUCCCCGGCACUAAAGCACCUCCAAAACAGGCAGGAGGAGGCAGUUAACGAAGUCAAGCGACAAGCUAUGUCAGAGCUUCAGAAGGCGGUGUCAGACGCUGAGAGGAAAGCCCACGAGAUGAUUUCGGCCGAACGCUCCAAAAUGGAGAGGGCGCUGGCCGAAGCCAAGAGGCAAGCCUCUGAGGACGCACUAACAGUAAUCAACCAGCAGGAGGACUCAAGUGAAUCUCAACAGAGCUGCUGGAAUUGCGGGAGGAAAGCCAGUGAGACGUGCAGCGGCUGCAACACGGCUCGCUACUGCGGCUCCUUCUGCCAACACAAAGACUGGGAGAAGCACCACCACGUCUGUGGUCAAGGUCUGCAGGGGAUGCCAGGGGGCAGCAGCGUCCCCCUAGGCACCCCCUCCUCCACCUCAGCGUCCUCCAGUGCGCCCCCCACCCACUCGGAGAGCACUCCUCCAGGAGCCCUGUCCUUGGCAGGCCAGGUCAGCGUUGCGGGAGGGGCUGGCGGCGGCAGUGGAAGUGUCUCUGCCAGCCCCAAGGAGAGCAGCUCCAGCAGCGUGUCUCGCUCCACGACCCCAGCCACCCCCGCCCUGCUGGACGCCACCUCUCGUUGACGUCGGGCGUUUGUCCCUUCCCCGCGUGCUGAUGCGACGGUGCCCACACCCAAAACCAAACUGAGGAAUCUUCAUUGCACAGUGCUCCCUUUCCUCCUCCCCCAAUCCUGUCCCCUCUCACCCUGAGCUCUCCUGAAGACCUUCUCACUACGUGAUGAUAGACUGACGCAACUGGUCUCCUUCUCCUAAUAUCAUUUUACUGUCAGCCGGGGGGGGGGGUUCAUUGUCGUGGGAAGGAUGGAACGUGUUUCCUAUCUCUGUGUUCAGUCACAGAAACAUAUCACAAACAUGAGUUUCGACUUGAAGAUGUGGCUGUGAUGUAUCCUCAGUAAUUUAAGCACGUCACACAUACUGUCUGCAUGAGGACACAAGACGGGGGCUGUGGUGGGCAGCGGUGAUGGGGAGGAGGACUAGGCUGAUUAGCACUUGUAUUGGAUUUCCCUUUAAUUUAUCACCAAUAAGAGUGCAGUACUCAGACCUUGACGUGCACUACCCGUGCACACAGUUCACUGAUGUGGCACUUAUUGUACAGCCUCUCAAUGGAGACAGGCGAGGACAAAAUACCUUUUUUCAAAUGGAUGAGGGAACGGGGGAAACCUGUGAUGCGAUUAAUUCCUCAGAAACACAGCUUAGUAUUUAUUAAAUGUUUCUUUCUGGCUUUAAGGGAAAAUAAAGAUUAGUCCAAAUAUUCUAAACAAGGAAUAGAAGUGAUGCCGAUGAUGAUAAUAACAAAAAUAGUGAGAUAUGAAAAUGAAUUCAUUUUAAACUGCUAACUACCUUGCUAGCGAGCCAAGAAAAUCUACACCGGACUCACCUCUCUGCACCAUUGUGAACCCAAAUGAAUUCAAAGAUGAAUGACAAACAACAUGAUCCAAACCUUUGUAUUACACUGCCAAAGUGAGUAAGUAAGCGAUAAGGAGAAGCACUCAUCCUAUAACCAAACGCAAAGCAACAUCACCUCCUCAGCAGAUAAGCCAACUCUGAGAAGACCAGGCUGCAGAACGGGAACCAGAGACAGUCAGACGCUUAAAAAGCAACCCGUGACCUGCUCUGAUUCUGCCUCGUUUGGACAAAACUACAGCGAUUCCUCCGUGAUGGCCCAGACUAGUGAACAAGGACAAUGCUGUGAACUUGCCUGCAAGAAAGACGGAAACCCUGCCACAGUGUGAUUUUUCUUUUGUGAAUGGUACCAGAGAGGAAAAGAGGAACGUAAAAGCUGCACAGCCUCAAAGGAGAUACAUACAUGGCAAAGGAGCUGCCAAAAACCUCAAAACAAGCUUGAAAACAACGUCUGAGAAGGCGUUGCAUACAAGGACUUAUAAGAAGAUCGUUUGUAAGUCUUUUUUUUUCCUCUUUUUUUUUUAAAGCUCCACAACAAGGACAUAAUUCAAGGAACUGGUGUUACCUUUACAUUCACUCCCUCCUUUUCCAAAGCAUGACAAACAGAUAAAAAAAGAGCCUGGUGAAGGGCGGUGUAGACGUGGUUCUCCUCUCUCUUUCUACCUCCCCUCACCCCACACCUCCCUUCUUUACUGCUCCCACCCAACGACUUGGCUGAAGUCCGCCCCUGACCCCCCCCCCCCCCCAACCUGCCUCGGACAGAGCCGCGGAGCAGUUUUCUGGGAAGGGUUCGGAAACCUGCUUGUAGAUAUUGUUCCUCUUUCAAAUUUCAAUAAUGUCUCUCGCCGCUGACGUCCACAUGUGCUGCCCUUGUGUAUAUUCAGAAAGAUGGACUUUAGUUUGCUUCCGUUUCGUUUCUUUUUCCUCACAUAUGUUACGGGCUGAGCAGUGAGGUCAAACCCAGAAGGACACUCGCCUGUGAGAGGAAGCCCAGCGUUGUACUUAUUGUUUCAUUUGUUGUAUCUAUAUUGAUGAGAUGAAACCCCUCUUGUAGAAUAUUUUGUAUUGCUCGCAUUGUAAGACAGUGAGAGGACAGAGGUGCAAUAUGAAGAGAAUUCAGCUACUGAAUGGAACCUCAGCAACUGCCCAUGGCGUAUCAUAUAAUAUAGAUACAUAUAAAUAUAUUUAAAGUAACAUCAGUAACUUAAUGUGAAUGUACAUAGUAUUUAAAGAGGUCCAAAAAUGUGUUUGCCAAAUAACAGAAACCUUUAAAGUAAAAUUCUUUCACAGUACAUUUAUUUCUUACAUUUUUCAAUCUUUUCUUUUCUCCCCCACAAGUUCAUCAAUUUAAAUUUUUACUCAAAGCAAUGCGUCCCUGAGCGUAGCAGAGGUGGCUUCAUACCGUGCAAGUUGCUGUGAAGAAAACAGAUCGAAGGUGGAUGGACGCUGCAUGAUUCAUUCAUUAUUAAUUCAUUCAUUUAGCCUCCAUUUACAAUAUUUAAAAAAACACAUUCUACAUUCAACAACAAAUCAUGAUUAUGUUUCGCUCUAUCUUCCUAAUUUAUAUUUAACGGUGCAACUGAAACUCAAAGGUGUAUCAUGUGCUUCAUUCACCCCCAAUCUGUUUUCAUCCUGCAGCAAGGGACUCAACAGAUUGUGUAACAACAAAAGAAAUCCCAAAUAUAUUCAAAUGUUUGAUCAGAAAAAGAGAAGAGGAAAUGGUCAUGGCUCGGGUUUCAAAUUGAUCUGAUUCAUGUCUAUAACAUAUCUAAGAAUUGUCAAACUUGAUGCAUCAUUUCAAUUGUUCUGUUUCUGCCACUGAAGAAACCCCCUCGUUUGGUCCUCAUCAACCUGUGUGUGUGUGUGUGUGUGUGUGUGUGUGUGUGUGUGUGUGUGUGUGUGUGUGUGUGUGUGUGUGUGUCUGUGUCUGUGUGUGUGUGUGUGUGUGUGUGUGUGUGUGUGUGAUUAGUAACUGUCUCCCCGUGGUACAGGCCAAGCUAUUCCUGUACGAUUCAGUGACAUGCCAGUGUUAAGCUGAAGUAAACCUAAAAGCUCAUUUUGAUACCCAAUCUUUGCAACGUUGCUUUUGAACAGAUUACUGUUUGUUUGCAAAGAUGUAGGUUGAGUGUAAGCUAAAGAUCUCCACAGUCUUCAGGCCUUUACUCAAAGCAACAAAGGGCCUGUAGCAGCCGCGCUCACAAACAUUUAAAUGUCGAUCAUUGUAAAUGUGACACAGUUGGCCUCAUACACACAACAUAGAUCAAAUGAAACAUUUUCAUCACCAGAUGCAUCAAGUGAUCAUGUUUUUUGGACUAUUUGAGACACAUAAUUCAAACGGGAUAAGCUCCGAGGUACCCCUGUGACGUUUAUGUAUGUAUGUUAUGAUCAUUGUGAUAUGGUGUUGACCUCUGCCCCCCCCCAAUGUCUAGCUCCUCCAUUACUACCCCAGACCAUCGUUCCCCUUAGCUACCUCCUGUGACCAUACAGCUAAUCACCAGGAGGGGUUGACCUGGACUUUCAAACGCUAGCAGACAUGGUGGCGCACAUUCAAACUUUUAAUUGCAUGAUUGUGUCUGAAAAUGAUAAUAACUAAAUUGUUGAAAGGAAUUGCCAUUGCUCAUGAUGUUGGAAAGUGUCCAUUCACACCAGACCUCAGCUGCUUGAUCACAUCCCACUAACCAAACUGAUACCGCCGGAACUUCAUAGCAGGUAAACAAACUUCAGAGUCAAACUUGCAUACUACCAAACUCGACACAGAAUCAACCAUGGCAUGCCGAAACCAAUAAAAGCACAGACCAAAGUACUGCCAUAAUAGGCUUUGACACUGUGUGUAUUGACAGACGAGAAAUAAUAAGGUUAUAGCUUCAAUACACCAGUUAACCAAAGUGUCUAAAAUACACACAAUCAGGGCACAGGAGUGAAGAGCAUGUUUAAUGUACUUGCUGAGUCUUCUCGAAUAUGUAGAAUUUUCAUUCAAGCAAUCAAAGCGCUUGUUGUCUACAUAUUGAAUACUGCUUCUGUAAAGAUAAUAGAAGCACCGUCGUUACAAAAGACUACUGAUUGCCUGUUCUUACAGUUACAAAGCCUUGCAGAGUAAAAAAAAUAAAAAUGAAUGCAUGGUGGGUGGGUGUUUUUGUGCGUGUUACUGGUGGUGUGUGUGCUUUUGUUUAAAAAAAAGAACAAAAAUUGAAAAAAAAUCGUACCUUUUUCUUCUUGUCUCUGUACAAACUACUUGAAACUUUCAGAGCUUUAAUGAAACAUCCCAGACAGACUGUAAUGGCAGGUUGAUUCACGGUAUGUAGCAACAGCUUUAUGCAGAAAAAUACCACAUUUGCGCACACUAUCCGCAUCAAACAACAUCAUGAUGACAGUUCCAUUCAACUCUUUAAUGCUUUGCGUGUGUUUCCUUGUCUGCAAGUAAGCCCUCAGAUAAACUAUAACAAAGCCAAACCCAUUAGACCACUUAGAAAUUACCAAAAUACAACCAAAAGCCACAACUUUCUUUUCAGAUUUCUCUUUGGUUAAGGUUUUUGUGCCAUGUCCUGCCAUCGCAGAAACAUUGGACAACAAUGGUGGGAUGUGUGGGACAGAUCCAGUGCUCCCCCACUGAAAUUCUCCCUCCUGAUUUCAUUGGACGGGACACAAAAUACCAUGUCCCGUUACGCUGGGUGCGAGCUUCAAUAAGUCCCGAAAAACAAAUGUUGUUUGUCCCCAGCUGUCACGAUACACUUGUCUCUUUGAAGAUAUCCGAUGGCAAACGCAUAAGGGCUCUGCUUUUUGUGAAUAUCAUCCACGGUGUCUCUGAACACUUUACAUCAGCCAUUUUUCUGUUUUGUUUAACUAUGUACAUGAUAUGGGCAAGACGCAUGUUUAGAAAAGGCAAAUAUUAGCAGGAUGGCGUUUGUCUCUCCCUUACCCCGACCAGUAACUCUACCAAGGAAAUGUCAAGGCUCAUCCGAUGUGGCGGAGACACGUCCUUCCUGUCAAACAGGCAGUGAUAAACAGCUACAGCAGGAAGCUACAGUGGAUACAGCACUUGUUUUCCCCAAAGCCAUGGCUCAGGAUGGCCUGUUUUUACCUUUACAUACAUUUAAAAAAAAGGGUUAUGUUUUUUGUAUGAGUAGGGAAGCAUUCUAUACUGUAUUGUGCAAUACAUUAUUACAGAAAAACAUGUUUCUUUUGGAAAGGUUGGAGCUUUGAAGAUCUUUUCCCCUUUUGUUUUAUUUCCCUCUCCAAGAAGGUCCCGUUGCCGUUUUUAGAUGAAGUUAACUGUGCCAGAAGAAUUAAAUUCUGAUUUGUAUUUAUUUCUUGCAUGCUUUCCUCCCUGUUGCUAAUACCGCUCUUUAACUGUUCGCUCUGUUGGAUGUGUGAAGCUGUAAAACAUUCUAAUUCAGGUUAUUGUCUGUGUUGAACAAUGUAACUGUGUAAUUAAAACAUGAAAUGAAGUAUUCAUCA